AUGCCUGUUACUCCCAAGAGAAACAAUGGCCAAGAUCAAUCUCUCACAGUUCUUCUGCGCAAUAUAAUCAGCGAAUACCCCGCCGGAGGUGGUGUCCUUCGCGAGCUUUGUCAAAAUGCCGACGAUGCUGGUGCAGAUACCAUCGAGUUUGUGCUCGAUACGCGGCAACAUCAUACUUCGAACCUCCUACACGAGGACCUUGCGGAAUUUCAGGGAAUCUCCCUCCUCGUAUACAAUAACAAACCAUUUAUUGAAAAAGAUUUCGAGUCCAUAAAGAGGAUUGGUGACAGUGGAAAGGCUAAGGAUCUCACUUCCACCGGAAAGUUUGGCCGAGGAUUUAACAGUGUAAUUAUAAUCCCAUUCUCUGCUUUCCCCCAACGUUCACAUCAAGCACUAAUUUCGCGGCUUUUAGGUAUACAACUGGACCGACAACCCAUCCAUACUCUCUGGAACCUCUCUCUUAUUGCUUGAUCCACACAAGAAAUGGUCUUCGAAAAUUAAUUUCCCCGGAGGUCCGCUUUAUGAUUUUGUCGCUGACUCCAAUGAUUCCGGGAUGAAGAAUCAGCUUUCCGCAUUUGAUAGUAUUUUGAAAACCUAUGAUACAGCUUUCGACGGGACCAUUAUCCGCCUACCAUUGAGGAAUGAGGCUCAAGCUAUAAGAAGCGAAAUCGUCGAGGAUAAUAUGCAUACAUCGCAGGAAGAUAUCGAAGAUGUCUUCGAAUUGUUUUCAAACGAACUUAUGGAAUCCCUACUCUUCUUGCGCAAUCUACGCUCAAUCACCUUGAGAAUUGAUGACACUAUUUUCGCCAAAGCCGAGUCCACUGUCCCGAAUGAGACGAGGAAUGACAGAGGAGAGAACCUCAUCAAUGAGGGGUACCGCCAGGUUUUUGUGGAACAAUCAAAAGAGCAUUUCGGAUCAGACUUUACGAUGGAAAUCAGCAUCCUUCGGAGCCCCGGACCCGGCAAAGAUCCUUCUGAAACUAAGGUUGAAUAUGCGAUAAGUCAUUAUCUACGGAAAUCGGCAGGGAAUGAAGACCUGCAAAAGUGGGCAAGGAACCACAAGCUAUUCCCUUGGGUCGCAAUUGCCAAUCCAUUAGACGUUAGUUCAUCCAAAUUUUAAGUAUAUUAUUUAGUCAAAACUAAUCUAACCCCCAGAAAACACCCGGUUUCGGUGGAAGGCUGUUUACUACCCUUCCCCUCCCGAUUCAGACGAAACACCCUGCCCACAUCCACGGAAUAUUCAGCAUUACCCCAGAUCGGUCCAAUAUCCAUUCCGGGGGUGACACCACCAUGAGCUCCAAUUCAGCCACUCGAUUGGGCGCUCAAUGGAAUGAGUGGUUGCUACAUGAGUGUGUGCCACAUGCUUGGGUCCGCAAUCUAGAGUUCAUGAGGAACGAGAACCUUUCUCCUGGUUGGGAUUUCUGGCCUGCAGGUAAACAGGGGGAAUCAGGGCAAUUGUGGAUGGGCAUUUUGGGGACUGUUUUCAAGAAGGUCGUUGAGGAUGGUCUCGAGCUACUGCCAACCGUUAGCGGAAUAGUAAAACCAGCCAAAGAAGUGGUAUUCACCCUUGGUAUUCCCGAAGAUCUGCAUUUCUCCUUGAGAGAUGCUGAGGCUCGUGUCGUGCUUCCCCCAGAAGACCGAAGAACUGAAAUUGGUUCCCUGGAUCACACGAUAGGCCUCGAAUACCUUUCGCCUUCUGCUGGACGGCGCCAUUUGACGACUAUCAAAGACUCUGAUGCACUCCUAAACCUAGAUAUCAAGCCCCGGAUGGUCCUGUUAGAUUAUGUUCUGUCGGAUCGCCAGGCCAAGGAUUUUAAAAAUUGUGAAGCCCCCCUAAUCCCUCUGUUGGAUGGCACUUUUCGAGGGCUUGAGAUGCCCUCAUCCCAGGAUAAUCGAGUACUCCUAGCAAGAGACACAAUUGAAGAGAAGCUGUUCUGUAAGUCACUAAAAAAGACAGUGAAGAGAGACGCUCUUUCCGAGAGAUCGCGGGAAACACUCGUGACUCACAUCGCUGAGAUAGAACAAUACACAAGAAUCAAGGCCUGGACCGUUGAAGAUGCGAUUCAAUAUUGUUUUUCCUACGAAUUCAGUGGAAUAGCCGAACAAACACCAGUGGUUAAAAUCGAUAAACCUGGGUUCGCAGAUUUCGUUGAGUUAUUCUGGAAGUGGGUCUCCAUGGCUCUGCAUAGGCAGACUGGAGGGCCCAUAUUUGCGAGAGCGUUGAAGGAUCUAUGGCUUAUCCCCCUCGGAGGAGGAAUGUUUCAGAGGAUCGGAAGUACCUCUGAAUAUCCGGUCCUGAAUGUAUCGGUGAACAAGGGAAUUGGCUCCUUUCUAAAACGAACUAAAUCUAACCUCGCAAAUCGCUUCGGGCCCGUGGUAAUGCAUCUCUGCACGGGAGAUGGCUUCCCACAAGCUACACAAAUCCUCCGAGAGCUCGGGAUUAUCAAGGAUUAUGACGAUCGGGAGUCCCUGAUGAAGUGGUUUGAAGCUACCAUGAAAGUUUUUGCGGAAAAAUUGGAUCGUACCGAAAAAAUGGAAUUAAUACGACAUCUAUUUGACCUGUCAAGAGAUUGUAGUGCAUCCGAGAGAUCAUGCAUGGAAUCAACGGUGCGGAAAUUGCCCAUAUUUCAGGAAGCAAAUGACUCGAUCCCGAGCGAACGGUUAGCUCCUCUUCCUAUUAAUUUUGAUGGUUAGGCUAACAAAGUUACGAAGCCCUUGGAUCUCGAUAUCCAGCCUUGACCCCAAUCCUCUUGCAAUAUAUGUUGGGGUAGAGAACCUACCAAUCACACUAGACACACCUCAACAUAUUUUCAUCGACAUAAGGUAUCGCGAGCUCAAGGGACUGGUCUCCCACCUGGAACUAUUCAAGUGCCCCUCUGUUUCCGAGAUACUCGGAGAUCAUGUCGUUCCUAGAAUCGCGGAAACCGGUGCAAGCGACGAUAAAAGAAGAAUGGGGUUUAUUGAAUUUGCAAUGGACCAGUUCAAGUCUCUAUCGGAUGAAGUUCAAUCUACGCUUUCUACGAAGGAGAUUGUCCCUGUAAGUGCAGAGAAGCUUCGACGCCCUAAUGAUACGGUUUCGGGAACCUAUGUGGCUGCACUGUACUUCGAAGAAGAGAAACGAUCUCCAAUAAAAAGCUUUGAUACAGUUUACCACUCCGCUCUUGUUUGUUUAGGGAUGCCGGAAUGUAUAACCGAUGAAGUUAUAUUGGAAAGAAUUCAUUCCUACAGCAGCUCAAGACGCUCUCCCCAUGAUAUUAACGACAAAGUAUCCACCUUGUUCCAAAGCAAACCCCCCACCCAGCCACCCAGUAAGGAGUGUAUGGAAUUGUGCUGGAUCCCAGCAAUAAGCCUAGAAGGGGAACUUGGGCUAUUCAGCGCUCUCCAAUGUCGAUCUACAACUUUCCAACCGUUGUGCAAUUAUUCCAUGCCAAUUAUGAAAUCCUCCAUCAGCCACAGACGGGAGAAGGAAUGGGAAGAAUGGUUGGGAUGGGACGCUGAAUUCACAGUUGAACAGAUGGAUAAGCAAUUAGAAGGAGCAAAAAAGAAUGGUGACUGUCGCUCACUGGCGAGACUAGUAGAAUAUUGGUAUAAGAUCUAUCCUCCAGGGAGGUCCCUAACGGUGGACACCAAACUAGAGCUAAAGAGUCGAAAAUGGAUUCCUGGUUCCUCGGGGCAGUUCUUUUCUCCGACUGAAAUAUUUUUCGCCGGAGCCGAGCACUUGCACCCCUACUACGAUGAUGUUUCCAAAAGGUUUCUACAAGAGGAGCGAAACGUCGAACAAUUUCUCACCCACAUCGGGGUCAAACUAGAGCCGACAUUUGAACAGGUAAUUCAUAUUUCUCCUCCCUAUCCAGUUUUAGUUUGCAAAACCAGUGGCUCCGUUCUCUGAUUCAAAGCUUCUAGUUGAAAGAGCUACAAGAGAGUAUUGCGACCGAGGAACCUCUCUCUACCCAAGAUCUGAAGGUAGCACUUUAUAUUGUGGAACAGGUCGCAGAACGACACAACGGGAAAAAUGACCAGAAUUCAAUUUCAGAAUUCAAGGCUCCGGAUCGGGAUGGGGUUAUGCGCACAUUUUCAAAGCUUACCGCCAGUGGUGAUGAUGUGCCUCUUUUCCUAGCAGAUAGGCUAACACCACACCCAAGAAUCCCGGAAUCAACAAUCAAGAAACUUGGAUUACCCACCGUGGAAGAUAGGAUCCUCGCAUCUCUCCACGACCCAGGUUUUGAGCAAGACUUCUCUCAGAAACAAAGCCUCAUGGCGGCAAUCCGAGAUACUUUACAACGGUACAGUGUGGAAAGCACUUUCAGCGAGUACUUGGCCAACGCGGAGGAUUGCCUGGAUGAAAAGGGCAAAACUGCAACCCGAAUCGAUUGGAUGAUUGACCACUCCACUGAAUACCCAACAGAGAAACUAAUAACCAAAGAACUCGAGGCGGCUCAAGGGAAAGCCCUAUUUUGCUACAAUAACGGCGGUGGGUUCCAAAACGAAGUGGCAUUUGUUCAGACGUUAAAGCAGAAUGCUGAUGGCUACUUAGUGUUUACCGACAAGGACUUUAAGUCCAUCAUUGAUAUUGGAAUUGGAUCGAAGGGUCUCGACUACUCUAAAAUUGGGAAGUUCGGAAAAGGGGCUUUAACGAUGUAAGAUUACGGUCUCGUCUAACAAGAUCUCGCGCUCACAUCACUCUUGUUAUCAAGGUAUCAUUGGACAUCCGCACCCAGCCUCGUCUCCGGGAAUUUCUAUGCGAUAUUUGAGUAGGUGACCAAAUUCAAUAUUUCACCCGCGCACGCUGACAUUCAAAGUCCCGAACAUUUAUUUUUGCCACCACUCCCCUUAACAGGCAACCCUCGGGGUGGGUUGAAGCUUAGAAUUCGAGAUGUUGAAACCCAAUGUAGGUCCUCUCAGGUCAAAUUCAUCUCAAGAUCGCCGUGCGACAUCCAACACUAACAUAAUUAAGAUCCGGAUCAAUUGAAACCCUUUGAAGGAGUAUUCGGCUUUUCGGGAGCCUCCUCAAGAUUCGAAGGAACAAUCUUCAGAUUCCCGCUUCGCGGACAAUUAGAUAAAUCUCAGCUUUGCCCAAGGAGCAUCUCAGCAAUGGAAACACGCACAUAUCUCGAACACUAUAUAGAGAAGGCAAGGAUAUCACUGAUAUUUCUCAAACAUAUCUCGUCCAUAUCCUAUUGGCAGAAGGGACUGCAGGAACCAAUCUGGACAGUCUCGGCAUCGUCAAAGCCGUUGCGGACAAUCAGAUCCCGCAGGAUAAACGAGGUGGACGUCACUAUAAAAGUCUUUGGACAGGUACAGCAUCCUGGGGCCCUAGGUUCCGCGGAGAAUGACAAAUGGUGGACAAUAGACGGACUCACCGAAGAACAACAUAUUCCACAGGAGUUAGUUCAGAUGGCGGAGUACAACAGACUUCAAGCUGCAUAUGGACUGGGUGUUCCAGAGCGCGAACAACCGACUUCUUGUUUUAUGGGACUGCCCCUUCAUGCUAAACACCCCCUAUCGCUCCCAGCUAGCAUUAAUGCAGUAAGUCAAAGGACCCUCACACUCCUGUGGAAAGAUCAUAUGCUAAAUCCCUAUUUGAAAUUUGCUCUAGAAUAUGGCGUUACAGAAUGACAGACGAACGCUCAUAUCUGAAGAGGAAAAUGGAUCCCUUCUAGGCUCAAAAUGGAACAAUUGGAUCUUCGAGGAGGGGAUUGUGCCUCUUUACCUCCUAUUCUUAAGACACCUUAUGGAGGUUCAUGGAACAAGUGGCUACCGUUUCUGGCCGGCCCCGCCCUCCGAGUUCAAAAAUUCUGACCACGUACCCUUGACUAUAUCAACGGCAUUUUGGAAAAAGGCGGUUGAAAGCUCUUAUGACCUAUACCCGCCGAUACCGCCUCCGCUUUCUACUUCUCCGGGAAGCAAACCACCGACCAUCAAAAAUCUCACCAUCGGGGAGGCUAUUUUCGACUUUCUAAGCGCAGAGUGGAGCGAAUUUAUAGUCCCACUCUUGAGACAACUAGAUAUUACAAAUAUUGUAACGCCUCAUCCUACAGUUGCGAAGGGAUUAAUAGAAGCUACGACAGGCAAAAUAUCGCUAUCAUUAGUAACUCCGGCGUAUGUUCGGGAUAUACUUCGCGAUCCAACACGCUGCCAAUCACUCAAAGACCACUGGAAGAAUGACCCCGGGAAUCUGGUAGGUAACAUUAACAAUUUACUAGCCUUCCUAUUACCGGAUACAUCAGAGGAUUGCUUGACCGGAUGUUCACUUCUACCACUUGACGAUGGGUCCUGGGGAACCUUCUCGGGAAAAUCGACUUCCCAGAUCCGGUAUUUCAUCUCUAAAACUCCCUUAGAGCGUAGUAUCCUAGAAAUUGCAGAUGGGAGACUAGUUUCCCAAGAUCUUGAGGGACCCGUAACCGAUGCACUGUUGGAGAAGGAAAUGAAUGUUUCUCCACUAACCUUCGAGGAUAUAGCCCCAUUAUGUGCGCUGGUGGAGUCAAAAGAUACGGAAUACCGAAAGGCCUGGCUCGUCAGCGUAUGGGAAUAUUUUGAGCUUUGUGUCACCAAAAAUCCCACCAACAAGGAUCAGUAUCUCAAAUCCAUCGAAUCAUUGCCGGUAUAUUGUGGGUCGAUCGUAGGUGAUUCAAAUAGCCUACUGUUUCUUAGCCCCUUAGACUUUGUUUCUGGAGACCUUCCAGCGAUCAUCGACCCUUUCUCUGUCCUCCCGGAAGGAUGCAAAUCACCACUUUUCCAAGCACUAAAUGGCUUGGUGUUAGUAAACGAAUCCACAUUUCCUAUAACAGAGCUGUUCCCUGAGUCGGUGUGGUCGUUAGCAGGUGUCCAUCGCCUUACUCUGGCUAUCAGCUCCAUACCCGCUAGGGUACCCAAAAUCGAUUCAUUGACCCAGGUCUUCUCGGGCAUACCCGCUGAAGGAAUUGAGGUAGCUAUCUCUAAGAUUCAUCUCCAACCUCAAUUCCCUCUAACAUGCAUUAGUUUCUGAGCGGGCUUGUCCUCCCUCACAUUUCAGAUCUCCUAGAUGGAGACCACCCAACAUUCAGCACGCUGAAGCAGCUUCCGAUAUGGCCUGUUCUCUCGGGGUCCUUCCAGUCCGCAACAAAGCUAAAGCUGGCUCCCCAUACAAACCUGACUCUGACAACAAUGAUAGACCAAACAACCUUUUUGAGACCUGCUCUAGCAUCCAAAUAUACGGAUGAACUAGAGAAAUUAGGUGUUCCCCAGCUGCCCUACCAAGAUUUCCUGAACUACGAGGUUGGCGUGGCUCGCGGAUACCUACAGGCCGAAAAUAUUGGGGAGUAUCAAAGAUUUCUCGACAUUGUUUAUAAGGAAAACAGAAGCAUAUUUAAUUGCUGCAACCUUGCUGUAAACAGAGACCUUUGUUUCUGUUCGCCGAGCACCCUCUAUAACUCUUCGGAACCUUUAUUCCGAGCAGCGUUCCGAGACCAAGCGAGCUCAAGAUUCCUGUGCCAAGAGUUAGCCGAGUCACAGGUUUGGAGAGACUUCCUGAUCGAGAACGUUUCGGGGCCAACCUAUAUCGAGUGCGCGCGAGCGAUUGAGCGCCGAAAUAGCCGAAAAAUUCCGGAUGACCAAAUCAAACACGACUCGCGUAUAGUAUUCCACCAUUUAUGCUGGGACUACCGAGAGAUGGGUUCUUGGGAUACGUCCAUAUGGGAAGCUCUCCUCAAUACCCACUUUGCACCAGUUCAGGAGGCUACCCCAUCUUUAGGCCAGUCACAAUUAAGGAGUCGGCAGAGAGAGAGAUUCUGGCAACAGAAUAAGCUUGUAGCGAUUUCAGAAGCUGUGGACCCAAGAUUUGAGGAAAUCUCAUGGAGCCAAAAGCCGGUGCUUCGGAAACAACUGGGUCCGCUCGCUUUGACGAUGAUAACGUCGAUAAAACCAAUGAUUACACCAACGACAGUGAUAGGGCAUCUAAAAUUCCUUGCAUCACACCGCGAGGAAAUUACAGAAGAUGAGCUUCCAACACGUAUCUCCGAAAUCAAGAUGGCCUACGAAUACCUUGAGGAAAAGAUACCCACCUACUCCAUUCAAGAAAAUGCGCUAAUCUGGCUCAAUAUCGAGUAUGAAGACCGAUCGGGGAUGGCACUAGAAACCUUCCGAAAUUCCUGGUCGUGUGCUAGGAAUCUUUGCCUAAAUAUAGAAUACGAUUCUGGGGAAAUCAGGCGUGUCUGCUCUUUCUUAGGCCGCUUCCACAACCUCUUGGAGCAUGCCAAAGUGCACAUAUUAAGACUCCGCAAACGGCGAAUCCCCCAGCCCCCUAGAAUACAGUCCCCAAUCCUCCAAGGCCUCCUUGAUCUCCGCAACCAGGGACUACUCUGUGAUGUCACAAUAAUUUCACCCCUCCAGACUUUCAAGGCACACAAAGUUGUUCUUGCUUCCGUAUCCAAUUACUGGAGAGGAAUGUUCUCCUCUCAAUUCAAGGAAUCGUCCACUACCGAAGUCCUGCUGCAGGAUGAUCCGAACACAAUCAAGGUCCUACUCGAUUACAUUUACACUAACAAGUUCAUCAAACCCCCGCAUGAGGAAGACGUCACAAGGCAACUUGAAAACUUACUCGACCAACUAGAAAAGUCGGAUAAGUGGCUCCUGCAAAGCUUCAAGCAUUCCAUGGAGCAUUACUUGUCGGAUCCCUACUGGAUUCGGCCUGAGACGGCCAAGUCCAUAUUAAGCAGUUCUAGGACGUGCAACGCAGAACAGCUCGCUCAAGUUUGUGAGGAGUAUAUCGAGGAUUUCAGGGAGAUUGUUGAGAUGGAGGCGGCUGAUGAGAAAUAA
Messenger RNA from Tuber aestivum (summer truffle), 8793 nucleotides. NCBI's taxonomy places the organism in Eukaryota, Fungi, Ascomycota, Pezizomycetes, Pezizales, Tuberaceae. The record is from the annotation of a GenBank genome assembly.